AUGGCCAGCAUCUACAAACUGUCUGUCUCGGGCGUACGCUCUUUCAGCGGCGAUACGCACGAGACCAUCCAGUUCGAGCGUCCGCUCACGCUCAUUGUUGGUGCCAACGGCUCGGGCAAAACAACCAUCAUCGAGGCCCUGCGGUACGCCACCACGGGCGAUCUUCCCCCCAACUCGAAAAAUGGCGCCUUUGUCAACGAUCCCAGCAUGACAGGCGCCACAGAGACAAAGGCUCAGGUCAAGCUCGCGUUUCAGAACGUCAAUCGCACGAGCAUGGUGCUCACUAAGUCGCUCGCCGCGUUCAAGAACGCACGCACGGGGACCACCAGCUUUAAAACCCGCGAAAACCAGCUCGUGGCCAUCCAUAACGGCGAAAAACAGACCGUCACGUCGAAAAUGGCCGAUAUCGAAACCGCCGUGCCGCAGCAGCUCGGCGUCUCGCGCGCCGUGCUCAACUACGUGAUUUUCUGCCACCAGGACGAGAGUCUGUGGCCGAUCAGCGACUCGGCGAGUCUCAAGAAGCGAUUCGACGAGAUCUUCGACUCGGUCAAGUUCAUCAAGGUGCUGGAGACGUUUCGGGCCAUCCAGAAGGAGAUGAACGUCGAUAUCCGCGUGAUCAACAACACGGUCGAGCACUUGCGGAACGACCGUGCGCGCGCGCACCACAAACACGCGCAAGUCGCCGAGCUGAACCGUCAGGUCGAUCGGCUGAAUGCCGAGUCCGAGACGCUUGCGCGCGAGAUCGAAGCGGUCAACAAAGAGGCCGAUCGGUUGUUUGCGACGAACCAGGACUACGAGAAAACGAUCAGUCGACUGGAGUACCUGCGGCAGCAGGAGAGCAGUCUCGCGCAGCAGAUGGACGUGAUCCGGUCGACGACGACGCGCGUCGACUUGCCCGAUGCGCAGAUCCGCGAGCAGCUCGACAACUUUGCCAACGUGCUAGUUGAGAAGAGGAGCGCUGUUGAGCAGCUGCGCGUGCAGAUAGAGUCUCGAAGCGCGCAACUUGCCCGUGCGCGAGAAGAAUACAACACUUCUGUGCGCGAGGAGGGCCGAUUGCGCGGCCUAUUUGAGCGGCACGAGCAAAACCGCAGCGAGAAACAGCGACUUGAGCAGCAGUUGGACCAGACGCGGCUGGACGCGCUGGCGGCCGAAUACGCUGACAAGGAGGCUGCGCAUAAGGCUGCUCUCGAGGACGUCGAGUUCGAGCUCACAACGCUCAAGGAGGAGCUUGCGCGCGAAGCGCAGCAUGCCGAGUAUGUUCGCAACGACGUCGACGCGUUGGAAACGAAACGCGCCAAGUUCCAGCAGAUCCUGUCUCUUUCGAGCUCGAAUCAGGCUAGGCUCGAACGCGAGCGUACCGAGCUCGCUGCCGAGGAAUUAGAGCUGCAGCAGUUGCGCGACUCGAGCCCGCUGGCCGCCAUCAACGAGAAAAUCGCCCAGACCGAGAAACAGAUCCGCCAAUUGGAGGUGGAGCAGGAGGAUCUGCUCCGGAAGGUGAGUCAGGCCAGCAGACAGUCCGACAGCACGGCAAAAGUGUAUUAUUUACGGCGAAAUCUGGAAUCCGUGGAGCAGAAGCUGGAGAAUGCUUACUCGCGGCUCGAGACGCGCGACGUGGACGCAUUCAUGGCCCGCUACAAACAGACAGAGGCCGCGGUGCUGGAGAAAGCUAGCCGUGUGCAGGAGUUGCGCGAGACCCUGAACGAGGCGGCAAUCACUCACCGCAACGGCGCGCAGCAGCUUGCUGGCUCGCGCGACGAGCUCGCCGCGCUCGAGAAAGAUGUUCGCACGGUUCUUGGCGCAGCGCCGCUCGCACAGUUUGAAGAGCUGCUGGAGGACGCCGAGUACGAGUUCAGCGACUGUGACGGCGGCUUCAAGGUGCGAGAAUACUGCAUUGGCUUCAACAAGCGCGCGAUUGACCUCAUCAACCACAAGAACGCAUGUCUGCUGUGCCACCGGGAGUUUGGGGCGGCGGACGAGAAGAGCCGGGUGUUGGAGCUGCUUGCAAAGCAGACGAGUGUUUUGGAGAGCGACCAUUCUGCAGAAGAAGCGCUGCGAGCUGCACGGGACAAGCUGGACCGGCUCAAAGAGGUGUCGGGCAAAGUUGAGCGACACAGGAAGCUGGCUGUGGAGCUGGAGCAGCUGCAAAAGGACGUGGAGGCUGCUCGAGAGCGUGAGACGGUUGCCCGCGAACAGUUUGAGAGUGAGCAGCGUGACUUGGACGAGCAGCAGGCCCACAAGUCCCAGCUUGCGUCGCUGCUAUCCGCGGUGGACGAGGUUACAAGGCUGCGGGACGAACAGGUCUCGUUGCAACGGCAGUUGCAGGGCCUAAAGGACGACAUGGCCUUAUUUGGCGGGCAACUGCAAUCCAUGGAGGAGCUGGAGCUGGCACAGGCGCAGACGAGCAGCGAGAUGAAGCGGCUGCGAUUGGUGUUAGAGCGGCACGUUGCCGAUCGCGAGCAGUAUUCGCGCAGGCUGAUGGGGCUGGAGAGCAUGAUCAAGGACCGGCGACUGGCGAUCAUCGAGCUGGAGAAGUCGGACCUGGACAACGUGAACGUGCGCAAGUCGCUGCACGAGCUCGAGACGGAGAUCGGGCAGCUGCGUGCAACGCUGGACCGGACGGAGCAGGCGGCUUCCGUGCUACGUGCGAGCCAUGCGGCGCAGCAGGAACGGUACGGCGAGCUGAAGCGGCGCGGAGAGGACGAGCUGGCGCAGCUCUUGCCGGAACUUGAGCGGCUACGGCAGACACAGGCCCAGAUUGCUGCGCUGGACGCGCAAAUCCGCGAAUUUGAACAGAAGCACGCGGGCCAGACGACGUUUGAGCAGGAGUCUGCGCGGCUACGGGAGCAGAUAGCGCGCGAUGAGGUUGAGCUCGACGCGUUGGGCGUGCAGCUGCGAGAGCUCGAGAACGAUCUCAAGGACGCCGACAACGCGGAGCGCAACCUGCGGUACAACCUGGACCUGCUGGCGCUCGAGCAGCAGCAAAGUGAGGUGCGGGCAACGAUCGCAGAGCUCGCGCAGCAGCAGGCCGAAUCGCGACGAGACGAGUACGUGGCGCAGAGCAAGCAGCUGCGCGCGCGCCAGACACAGCUCCAGAGCGAGUAUUCCACCAAGCUGGGCGAGAUGACCCAGCUAUCGCGGCAGAUCCAAUCGGUGAAACACGAGCUGCAACGCGACUACAAGGAUAUUGACGAGCGGUAUACCAAGGAGUACGCAAGCCUGCAGACGAAGCUGUCGAUGGUGACAGACCUGACCACAUACUACAAGGCCAUCGACUCUGCGGUGAUGGAGUUCCACCAGGUGAAGAUGAAGGAGAUCAACCGGAUCAUUGACGAGCUAUGGAAAAAAACGUACAUGGGCAACGACGUGGACAGCAUCAUGGUGCGGGCAGACCCGAUCAAGUCCAGCACGGCGGCAACGAUGCGCUCGUACAACUACCGCGUGGUGAUGGUGAAAAACGGGACCGAGCUGGACAUGCGGGGGCGGUGCUCUGCGGGCCAGCGCGUGCUGGCGGCGCUGAUCAUCCGGCUCGCACUGGCCGAGUGUUUCGGGCUCAACUUCGGCAUGAUCGCGCUCGACGAGCCCACAACCAACCUGGACGACGACAACAUCGAGUCGCUCGCCAAGGCGCUCGCCAAUAUCAUCCAGGAGCGCGCAACACAGCGCAACUUCCAGCUCAUUGUCAUCACGCACGACGAGAAGUUUCUGCGCGCCAUGAACGCCGUCGACUUCACCGACCACUAUUAUAAGGUGAUCCGCAACGAGCGGCUCAACUCCACCAUUAACAAGGUCCAGAUCAGCCAGCUCGACGAUUAG
Messenger RNA from Ogataea parapolymorpha DL-1, 3813 nucleotides. Its product is annotated as DNA repair protein RAD50. The transcript has a single exon. The record is from RefSeq and is a predicted model, not a curated record. Gene Ontology annotation, biological process: telomere maintenance via recombination; double-strand break repair; telomere maintenance via telomerase. NCBI's taxonomy places the organism in Eukaryota, Fungi, Ascomycota, Pichiomycetes, Pichiales, Pichiaceae. Gene Ontology annotation, cellular component: Mre11 complex; condensed nuclear chromosome. Gene Ontology annotation, molecular function: G-quadruplex DNA binding; single-stranded telomeric DNA binding; double-stranded telomeric DNA binding. The coding region runs from base 1 to 3813 and encodes 1270 amino acids.